GUGGAAAGCGAUGACGAUGAGGAGCUUCUGUUCAAUAUCCCGUUUACGGGCAACGUCAAAUUAAAAGGAGUCAUCGUGAUGGGAGAGGAUGACGAUACGCACCCAGCAGAGAUGAGGCUGUUCAAGAACAUUCCUCACAUGUCCUUUGAUGACGCAGCCAGGGAACCAGACCAGAUGUUCAGCCUCACCCGGGAUCCGAGGGGCGAGCUGGAGUACCCCACCAAAAUUGCCCGUUUCUCCAACGUUUACCACCUCUCCAUCCACUUUCCGAAGAACUUUGGAGCGGAGACAACAAAGAUUUUUUACAUAGGCCUCAAAGGAGAGUGGACGGAGGCUCAUCGCCACGAAGUCACCAUCUGCAAUUACGAAGCCUCAGCAAACCCAGCUGAUCACAAACUGGAACAAAUCACCCCACAGACUCAUUUCAUCUCCUAA
This is a messenger RNA of Apaloderma vittatum (bar-tailed trogon), 435 nucleotides long. It is a transcript of the gene PITHD1, whose product is annotated as PITH (C-terminal proteasome-interacting domain of thioredoxin-like) domain containing 1. Lineage: Eukaryota; Metazoa; Chordata; Aves; Trogoniformes; Trogonidae. Gene Ontology annotation, cellular component: nucleus. The record is from RefSeq and is a predicted model, not a curated record. The transcript is spliced from 5 exons. The annotation marks the transcript as partial.